AUGUGGCGCUCGUGUCACGUCCCGACACUCUCUCGCCGCGCGUUUUCGGCUGCGUCGAACGCGCCAACUGGUCUGCGCUCUGGUCCGUCUUUUGGCAUUGCGUUUGACAUAGACGGCGUCUUGAUCCGCGGCGGCCACGCACUUCCGAAAGCAAAGCGUGUGCUGAACUCGCUUCGGGCGAACAAUGUCGCGCACAUCUUUUUGACCAAUGGCGGCGGCUGCAUGGAAGACGAGAAGGCCGAAAAACUGGGCACGAUCCUCGACCGGUACAUUGACCCCGAGCACAUGAUCCUCUCGCACACGCCCAUGCGAGAGAUUGUCAAGACGUACGGAGACAAGCGAGUGCUCAUCAUGGGCUCGCAUGAUGUCUGGCGUGUGGCCAAGUGCUACGGCUUCAAGAAGAUUGUGAGCGUGGAGGACCUGCUACACCACCAUCCUCUGCAGUAUCCGUUCGUGAACUACGAACAAAGAACGGCACCGCAUUGCAAUGAGCCCAUUGAAGCUAUCAUUGUGAUGCACGAUCCGAUCGAUUGGGCACCUGAAAUCCAGGUCGCAGUCGAUGUGCUCAUUGGAGGCGAUCCGCCCGGGAGUGGAGGUUCGUCAGGCAAGCAAACGCCAUUGUUCUUGAGCAACGACGACUUUGUUUUUAGUGGAGCAUACCCGUUUCCUCGAUUCGCCCAAGGAGCUUUCACGCGGUGCCUGAAACUGCUGUAUGAAGACUACACCGGCCGCAAGUUGGAGACGACAUACUACGGCAAACCCCACAAGGUUACGUACGAUUACGCAAAGCGCCUUCUCAACACCAUCUCGACACAGCCUGAGCCGCUGAAGCGCAUGUACGGCAUUGGAGACAAUCCUUUCGCCGAUAUCCAGGGUGCAAACAAUGCUGGCGAUGACUGGACUUCCGUCCUUGUUCGAACGGGGAUUUACGAUGGCUCGAAGGACCCCGAGCAUAAACCGGACGUGCUUGUCGAUGGCGUUUAUGACGCCAUCAAACACAUUUACAAGUGCGAGGGUAUCGACGACUCGACAUUGUAA
Molecule: messenger RNA, 1038 nt
Organism: Hyaloperonospora brassicae
Lineage: Eukaryota; Oomycota; Peronosporomycetes; Peronosporales; Peronosporaceae
Source: the annotation of a GenBank genome assembly